Messenger RNA from Polyodon spathula (Mississippi paddlefish), 9520 nucleotides. It is a transcript of the gene gcn1, whose product is annotated as GCN1 activator of EIF2AK4. Gene Ontology annotation, biological process: cellular response to amino acid starvation; regulation of translation. The record is from RefSeq and is a predicted model, not a curated record. NCBI's taxonomy places the organism in Eukaryota, Metazoa, Chordata, Actinopteri, Acipenseriformes, Polyodontidae. The transcript is spliced from 58 exons. Gene Ontology annotation, cellular component: cytosol. Bases 46 to 8040 code for a protein of 2664 amino acids. Gene Ontology annotation, molecular function: protein kinase regulator activity.
CGGAAGUGAAGCGAGCGAAGUCUUUCCUGGAGCAAGGCCGGCAGGAUGGCGGCGGACACGCAGGUUUCUGAUACUCUGAAGAAGUUUGCGUUGAAAGUGACCACAGCUAGUGUGAAAGAACGGAGAGAGAUACUCCAUGAACUCAAGGACUGUGUGACAGGGAAAGAGCUGCCGGAGCCCGCAGUGAGGGGACUCUGUAAACUCUUCUGCCUGACUCUGCAUCGAUACAGAGACUCUGCCUCGAGGAGAGCCCUGCACUCUGCUCUCCAGCAGCUAGCUGAGUCUCAGCCCGAAGCCACAGCCAAGAACCUGGUGCAGUGCCUGCAGACUGCCGGGAUCAUCUGCAACAAUGGCAACCCCAGCAAGGGCACCAGUUCAGCUGCCUCCCUGGCCCUGUCCUGGACCGUCCUGCUCGUGCAGACUGUCUUCCCGUCUCCCGACAAGAGAGAGGGAGCCACCUGGAAGAAACUGGUGGAAGUCCAGAGCUUGCUGCUGUCUGAUGUUUUGGGCGGCACCAACAAACACAAUCUGGAAGGAAUUAUGAAGAAGCUCCGGCAGAUUUGGAAGGAGAACCCAGGCCUUGCUGAUCAGUACCUGUCUGUUAUCCUGAGUCUGGAGCACAGCCAGACCCACCUGGGCAUGCUGGGAGUGCUGGUGGAUUUCUGCACCGCACAGAAGGACAUCGCUACUGUCAACAAACACAAGAGUGCCCUAUUGGAGCUGUACAUGAAGACUGUGCUGAUGAGCAAAACCAAACCUCCGAGACAUGUACUAGAUAAGUGCACCCCGCUGCUCCGCCACGCCACCCACCAGGAGUUCAAGGACUUGCUGCUGCCCACACUGCUGAAGUCGUUGCUGCGCAGCCCUGAGAACAUCACAGAGACCAUUUCCAGCUUGCUGUCCUCGGUGACACUGGACAUGAGCCAGUAUGCCAUGGACAUCGGCAAAGGACUGGCAAGCCAGCUCAAAGCGAACAAUCCCCAGGUGAUGGACGAGGCUGUGCUGGCUCUGCAGAACCUGGCGCUCCAGUGCAGCGACCCCUCUGCUGUGGAGUCUGUCAGCAAGCACCUGUUCGCCAUCCUGGGAGGAUCCGAGGGUAAACUGAAUGUUGUUGCCCAAAAGAUGAGCGUACUUUCAGGGAUCGGCAGUCUGAGCCAGCAUUCUGUAUCGGGCUCCUCCAGCCAGGCUCUGAGCAGCACAGUGGCUGAGCUCUUCAUCCCGUUCCUACAGCAGGAGGUUCACGAGGGCACGCUGGUGCACGCCGUGUCGGUGCUCACUCUCUGGAGCAGUAAGUUCACUACAGAGGUUCCCACGAAGCUGGUGGAGUGGCUGAAAAAGGCUUUCACCCUGAAGACCUCCACCUCUGCAGUGCGGCACGCCUACCUGCAGUGCCUGCUGGCCUGCUUCAGAGGGGACACACUGCUGCAGGGUGCUGAGCUGCUCCCACUGCUGAUCCACACUGUAGAGAAGGUCUCCUCCCAGACGACUCAGAUUCCCGUCAUCACCGAGGGAGUGGCUGCCGCAGUGCUGCUCUGCAGGAUGAGUGCGGUGGAUUCCCAGUUUGAGGCGAAGUUGUCUGGGUUUUGGCAACUGGUUCUGGAUGAGAAGAAACAGAUUUUUACUGCGGAGAAGUUCCUUUCACUGGCUUCGGAAGAAGCGUUGUGCACAGUGCUGCAGCUGGCAGAGAGAUUGCUGCUGGACCAUCCUCACAGGCUCCCUGAUCACAAAGCACACAGGAUGUAUCACCGAGCCCUGGUGCUGGUUCUGCUCACUCGGACCUGGCGUGUCCGGAAGCAGGCUCAGCACACUGUGAGGAAGCUGCUGGCUGCUCUGGGAGGGGUCAGACUGGCCUAUGGGAUGCUGGGGGAGCUGCAAGCUGUCCUCGACUCCCACAAGGUGCUGCCCCUGGACGCCCUGGUCACUGAGUCGGGGGAGCUGUCGGAGUUGGGGAGGAGCUACACCCCCCCGCGCAUCCUGAUGGAAGCCCUGUGUGUGAUCACCAGUGUGCCCGGGCUGGAAGCAGACCCAGGAGAGGCAGAGAAGCUGGCCCAGGAGAGCCUGAUCGUGGCUCACCACCCCUCCAUAGUGGUGGCUCAGAAAGACUUGUGGCCAGCCAUCCUGUCUCGAAUGAAGAUCAAUGUGACAGCCUUCAUUGACAAGCACAUGGAGACCCUACUGCCCCAGGUCACAGACACAGCCAGCAUGAGCCAGGCCAGCCUGAAUGCAGUGGGCUGCCUCUCCUCCCUCUCCUGUGCCAAGGUGCUGCCCCGGCUCUUCAGCAUCAUCACGGCUGUGCUGGAGAAGCAGGGGCUGAGGCAGGUGACACGUGAGGAGUACGCCAUCAUGCACACUGUGGAGGGGGAGCUGUACGACAAGUCCUUCAUCCCCAGCACCCAGCAGGAGAGCACAAAGAAGGGGAACCUGAAGCGUGAGAACAAGGCUUAUUCCUACAAAGAGCAGAUCCUGGAGCUGGAGCUGAAAGAGGAAAUCAAAAAGAAGAAAGGAAUCAAAGAGGAGCUGCAGCUGACAAGCAAACAGAAGGAGCUGAUGCAAGCGCAGCUGGAGAGAGAGUCUGCCAUCAGGAAGAAGCUGCUGGAGCUGGACCGGGAGCUGCAGUCUGCCCUGAGCCUCCUGGCUGCAGUAGUGACCAGAAAACCCCCAGGCCUGUCCCAGCACAUCCCCCUGGUCAUCCACUCCUUCCUGCCGCUCUUCAAAUCCCCGCUGGCGGCUCCCAGGAUCAAGGAACCCUUCCUAGCUUUGGCCAACUGCGUGAUGCCUGCCGAGCUGACAAACCUAGGCUUCCUGGUAGGUCAUGUGACACUGCGUCUGCUGCAGCCGGAGUGCGAGCUGGACGAAGCGUGGGGUCAGGAGGAGCUGGGGGCAGCCACGGUCCGAGCGGUCAACCUGCUGCACAGCCACACGGUCCAGCACGGCAAUGUUCUGUCGGCCCCUGCCUUUGCAUUCUGCUUCCCCUUCCUGAAGACCGUGCUGACCGAGACGACCAACGACAGCGAGGAGCAGGAGGAUCUGCUGAUGCAGGUGCUGCAGGUCAUCAAUGAGCACGCUCAGCUCCGCUCCAGCACAGCCAGCCCGGAGCAGCUCGUGGACGAGAACGGUCCGGAGCUGCUUCCGCGGGUGGACAUGCUCCUGCUGCUGACCAGACUGAUCGGGACCGGCGCACCACGGCUGCAGGUCCUGGCCUCUCGCACCCUCACCUCUCUGUGUGCCAGCAGCAGUGGUGAGGAGGGCUGUGGUUACGCCGAGCAGGAGGAGAUAGACGUGCUGCUGCAGGCUCUGCAGUCCCCGUGCUUCGCUGUGAGGGACGCUGCGCUGCGGGGGCUGCUGGAGCUGGAGAUGGUGCUGCCCACGGUGGACAGCGAUGAGAAGAAUGGGCUGAACCUCCUGCGCAGGGUCUGGGUGGGGCGCUUCGACGUGGAGGAGGAGGGCAGGGCGCUGGCAGAGAGGCUGUGGGAGACUAUGGCACUGGAGCUGGACCCUGGCCUGUGCUCCCUGCUCAUCGGGGAUGUGAUCCACCACGAGGAGGCCGUGCGGCAGGCUGGGGCCGAGGCGCUCUCCAGAGCCGUGGCUCAGUACAGCAGGCAGGCAGCCCAGGUCCUGGGCAAGCUGAUGGAGAUCUACCAGGAGAAGCUCUACAGGCCUCCGCCUGUACUGGACGCUCUGGGUCGAGUGAUAUCUGAAGCCCCUCCGGACCAGUGGGAGGCCAGGUGUGGGAUCGCGCUGGCCCUGAACAAGCUCUCCCAGUACCUCGACAGCUCCCAGGUCACCCCCCUCUUCCAGUUCUUUGUCCCUGAAGCCCUCAAUGACCGCCAUGCUGAGGUCAGGAAGUGCAUGCUGGACGCAGCCCUGUCUGCUCUUAACACUCACGGGAAGGACAACGUGAGCUCCCUGCUGCCUGUCUUUGAGGAGUUCCUGAAGAAUGCUCCGCAGGAUGCGAGCUACGACUCUGUCCGGCAGAGUGUGGUCAUCCUCAUGGGCUCUCUGGCCAAGCAUCUGGACAAGAGCGACCCCAAAGUGAAACCCAUUGUGGCCAAGCUGAUCACCGCGCUGUGCACGCCCUCCCAGCAGGUCCAGGAAUCGGUGGCUGGCUGCCUGCCCCCCCUGGUCCCCGCUAUCAGGGAGGAUGCGGGCGGGAUGGUUCAGAAGCUGCUGCAGCUGCUGCUGGAGUCUGAUAAGUACGCAGAGAGGAAGGGGGCUGCGUACGGACUGGCUGGGCUGGUGAAGGGGCUGGGGAUCCUGUCCCUCAAGCAGCUGGAGAUCAUGGCCACCCUGACCGACGGCAUCCAGGACAAGAAGAACUUCCGGCGUCGGGAAGGAGCCCUGUUUGCCUUCGAGAUGCUCUGCAACAUGCUGGGGAAGCUCUUCGAACCCUACGUGGUGCACGUCCUGCCCCACCUGCUGCUCUGCUUCGGGGACGGGAACCAGUACGUCCGAGAGGCUGCUGAUGACUGUGCCAAGGCGGUGAUGAGGAACCUGAGUGCCCACGGCGUGAAGCUGGUCCUGCCCUCCCUCCUGCUGGCUCUGGAGGAGGAGUCCUGGAGAACCAAAGCAGGCUCUGUGGAGCUCCUCGGUGCCAUGGCGUUCUGCGCUCCCAAGCAGCUCUCCUCCUGCCUGCCCAACAUCGUGCCCAAGCUCACCGAGGUGCUCACAGACUCCCACGUAAAGGUGCAGAAGGCUGGGCAGCAGGCCCUGCGGCUGAUCGGCUCCGUCAUCCGCAACCCGGAGAUCCUGGCUAUCACCCCGAUCCUGCUCGACGCCCUGACGGACCCCUCCAGGAAGACACACAAGUGCCUGCAGACGCUGCUGGACACCAAGUUCGUUCACUUCAUCGACGCCCCCUCGCUGGCUCUCAUCAUGCCCAUCGUGCAGCGCGCGUUCCAGGACCGCUCCACCGACACGCGCAAGAUGGCAGCGCAGAUCAUUGGCAACAUGUACUCCCUCACCGACCAGAAGGACCUGUCUCCUUACCUGCCCAGCGUAAUACCAGGACUGAAGGCCUCCCUGUUGGAUCCUGUACCCGAGGUGCGGACGGUGUCUGCCAAGGCCCUGGGUGCCAUGGUGAAGGGGAUGGGCGAGUCCUGCUUCGAUGACCUCCUGCCCUGGCUCAUGGAGACCUUGGCCUCGGAGCAGAGCUCAGUGGACCGAUCUGGGGCAGCGCAAGGUCUGGCCGAGGUGAUGGCUGGCCUGGGCGUGGAGAAGCUGGACAAGCUCAUGCCGGACGUGGUCGCGACGGCCAGCAAGGUGGACAUCGCCUCCCACGUGCGCGACGGCUACAUCAUGAUGUUCAUCUACCUGCCCCUCACCUUUGGGGACAAGUUCACCCCCUACGUCGGACCCAUCAUCCCCUGCAUUCUCAAGGCUCUGGCCGAUGAGAACGAGUACGUGCGUGACACGGCUCUGCGGGCGGGGCAGAGGAUCAUCAGCAUGUACGCAGAGACUGCCAUCGCCCUGCUGCUGCCGGAGCUGGAGCAGGGACUGUUCGAUGACCUGUGGAGGAUCAGGUUCAGCUCUGUGCAGUUGCUAGGCGACCUGCUGUUCCACAUUUCGGGCGUGUCAGGUAAGAUGACGACUGAGACCGCCUCCGAGGACGACAACUUUGGCACAGCGCAGUCGAACAAGGCGAUCAUCGGUGCCCUCGGUGAUGUGAGGAGGAACAACGUGCUGGCCGGUCUCUACAUGGGCCGCUCGGACACGCAGCUGGUGGUGCGGCAGGCAUCCCUCCACGUGUGGAAGAUUGUGGUGUCGAACACGCCCCGCACGCUGCGGGAGAUCCUGCCCACGCUCUUCAGUCUGCUUCUGGGCUUCCUGGCCAGCACCUGCCCUGAUAAGAGAACGAUUGCUGCCCGGACUCUGGGGGACCUGGUGCGCAAGCUGGGUGAGAAAAUUCUCCCUGAGAUCAUCCCGAUCCUGGAGGAGGGGCUGCGCUCGGAGAAGAGUGACCAGAGGCAAGGGGUCUGCAUCGGCCUGAGCGAGAUCAUGAAGUCAACCAGCAAGGACGCGGUGCUGGUGUUCUCCGAGUCCCUGGUCCCCACGGUGCGGAAGGCCCUGUGUGACCCCCUGGAGGAGGUGCGGGAGGCGGCCGGCAAGACCUUCGAGCAGCUGCACUGCACCAUCGGAUACCAGGCGCUGGAUGACAUCCUGCCCGCCCUGCUGGAGCAGCUGGAUGAUGAGAACACCUCUGAGUUUGCCCUGGAUGGGUUGAAGCAGGUGAUGGCUGUGAAGAGUCGAUCGGUGCUGCCUUACCUCGUGCCAAAGCUCACGGCUCCUCCGGUAAACACCCGUGUCCUUGCGUUCCUGUCGGCUGUGGCUGGCGAUGCUCUGACCCGCCACCUCGCUGUCAUCCUGCCCGCUCUGAUGUCUGCACUGAAGGAGAAGCUCGGGGCAGAGGAGGUAGAGCAGGAGCUGGCGAGCUGCCAAGCGGUGAUCCUGUCUGUGGAGGAUGAGGUGGGCCAGCGCAUCAUCAUCGAGGACCUCCUGGAGGCCAGCCGCAGCGCUGACGUGGGCAUGAGGAGAGCGGCCGCCACCCUCCUCAACGGCUACGUCAGCAAGACCAAGGCUGACUACAGCGCCCACACCCGGAGCCUGGUGUCCGGCCUGGUCCGACUCUUCAACGACAGGGACGCUGUGGUGCUGAACGAGAGCUGGGACGCGCUGAGCAGCAUCACCAAGAAACUUGAUGCCGGAAGCCAGCUGGCGCUGAUUGACGACCUGCACAAGGAUAUUCGCACGGCAGGGAACGAAGUCAAGGGGGAGACCCUGCCAGGGUUCUGCCUGCCCAAGAAGGGCGUGACCUCCAUCUUGCCGGUGCUGCGUGAGGGGGUGCUGACAGGCAGUCCGGAGCAGAAGGAGGAAGCAGCCAAGGCCCUGGGGCUGGUCAUCAAGCUGACCUCCGCUGAGGCGCUGCGGCCCUCCGUGGUCAACAUCACCGGACCCCUCAUCCGCAUCUUGGGAGACCGAUUCAGCUGGAACGUCAAGGUGGCGCUGCUGGAGACCCUCACCCUGCUGCUUGCCAAGGUUGGCAUCUUCCUCAAGCCCUUCCUGCCGCAGCUCCAGACCACCUUCCUGAAGGCCCUGCAGGACUCAAACCGCUCGGUGAGGCUGCGAGCCGCCCAGGCGCUGGGGAAGCUCAUCGCCAUCCACACCAAGGUGGACCCCCUGUUCACAGAGCAGCUCAACGGGAUCCGCUCGGCCGAAGACCCCGGGGUCAGGGAGACCAUGCUGCAGGCUCUGCGCUUCGUUAUCCAGGGGGCCGGGGGUAAGGUGGACCCUGCAAUCCGGAGGAGCAUCACCACCACUCUGCUGAGCAUGCUGGGCCACGAUGAGGAUGCCAUGCGCAUGGCCUCAGCGGGCUGCCUGGGAGAGCUGUGCGCUUUCCUGCCGGAGGACGAGCUGCAGACUGUCCUGCAGCAGCACAUACUGGCGGACGUGUCUGGUAUUGAUUGGAUGGUGAGACAUGGGCGGAGUGUGGCUCUCUCUAUUGCGAUGAAGGCAGCUCCCAGCAAGCUUUGCAGCGAGGAGUACAGCGCGGAGGUGGUUGACAUGAUCUUGAGCAAUGCCGCUGCGGACCGGAUCCCCAUUGCCACGAGUGGGAUCAGAGCCGUGGGCUUUCUAAUGAGGCACCAGAUCGAGAGCGAGGGAGGGAGUGUUCCUGCCAAGGUCUCCACGCAUCUUGUAAAGUGUCUCCAGAGUCUGUCGAGUGACAUCAAGCUGGUGGCGGAGAAGAUGGUGUGGUGGAUGAACAAGGAGCCCACCCCCCCCAUGACCCCCGUGCUGAUCAAACCCAUCCUGAAAGCCCUGCUGGACAACACCAAGGACAAGAACACCAGUGUGCGGGCCUACGCUGACCAGGCCAUCGUCAACCUGCUGAAGAUGAGGGAGGGAGGCGCCGUCUCUCAGAGCGUGUCUGCGAUUCUGGACACUGCCAGCAGUGAGCUGCUGACCGAAGCAUCUCGGAGAUCUCUGACGAAGAUCGCAAGCCAGGUGGACUCCGGCGAGCAGAUCGACGACACCAUCCUCACGUGAUCUCCACAGAGCCAGGGGCAGCUGACACAACCAGCCCUGUGUUGGCAUUUUCACCUGGGAGGAGGGGGCUGCACUGGGCGUCCAGCUACUCCCAUUACAGCAAGAAAGUGUUGAGGCUCAAACUUAAAAAUAUUAUUCUAGAAAAUAAAAAAAGUGAAAGGCAUUAUUUUCCCAGCUUGUGUUAAAUAUUUGAACACCCCGAAACAACAUUUGCCAAAAGUAAACAUUUGUGUUAGCCAGUUCAGUGUAUUGCAACACAGUGACCGGUUCGGGUUGUGUAACGCACGAGAUUGAUCCGCUCUCUUCCACAGUACGGAGCCCUUGUGGUAUUUAAAGGGACUGUUCCUAAAUGUGUGAGUGAGGAGAGGCUUUUGUAUUAAAGUAAUGGGAUCAACUGUAAAUGUUUGCCUGAUUCAUCUUUAAUUAAAACUAAUAUGAAAUGAGCUGGACAUUUUAAGUUGAGAAUACACCCCUUGAAAGAAUGGGAAUGGUAUGCUCCUGUACCAGAAUUCACUGCCCCCCUCCCCCUCAUUCCAAUGAUUACAAAUCAAUAAGACCCGGAAUGUUUGGGAGUCUGGAGUUGCUGAUUGGCUGAGAGGGACUUGGUGAUUUUAUAACUUUGAUCAAUAUUCUGUGAUGCUUUUGUGACUUCACCUCCCGAGCCAAUAUAAAGCAUGGAGACGGUGGGAGAGCGGUGCUGUAGUUAACACUGGCCCUUUUCUUACACAGCGCCCCCUGCUGGGGUGGUAUUGCGUGGAGGUGUUGUGUUGCUAUGCUCAGCAAACUGCUUGUGACGGUUAGGAAGGGAGAGAGUGUGAAACUGAAUUGAUAAUAUAUCCUUUCGGAAAACUCUAGAGAAAAUCUACAACCCUAAAAUGCAGGCUGCUUAAAAAAUUAAAUAAAAUGACAGCUUUAAUAAAUGCUUUGAUGUGAAAUAAUAAUGAAUAGUUGGUCUUAAUUGAGGUAAUGCUGACCUAGCACAGGUUCUCUGAUGAACCCGGGAGUGUCCCUCUCCCACUGUGCACCCGAGCCCUUGCCAUGCGGUGUAGAAGAGGCUGGGUUGUUUAUCCACUGCAGAGCGGUGCUACUGACAUCACACGCAAUGAAACACUGUUAUUAAUUAAGCCAGUCAUAUUAAUGUAAUUAAGGUCAAGGGUGAGGGAUGUUGGGUUUUAUAAAGCGUGGAUUAUAAAAAUAAAUAAAUAAAUCCUAAAUAUAUUUGCAAACUAUAGCGAAACAAGAUACAGCUGUUCUGUCUACACCACACAGUUUGCGCAAAAUUAAGCAAAUUUAAUUUAAUAAGUGUUUCGUGGCGUGUGACGUCAGCAGCUCGGCCUCUUCAACCUGCACCCCGAGGGUGUGCAAUGAGAAAGAGGCAUCUCGCCCUCUUUCAUAUCCCUGCUGCUGUUCCAGCCCUUGCAGUGAUGACGCUGUGUGUUGAGCUGAAAUAAAAACACGAGUUGGAAUACUUUCAAACACC